This is a messenger RNA of Anoplopoma fimbria (sablefish), 1294 nucleotides long. RefSeq names its product granzyme B(G,H)-like. The coding region runs from base 57 to 809 and encodes 250 amino acids. Gene Ontology annotation, molecular function: serine-type endopeptidase activity. Gene Ontology annotation, biological process: proteolysis. NCBI's taxonomy places the organism in Eukaryota, Metazoa, Chordata, Actinopteri, Perciformes, Anoplopomatidae. The record is from RefSeq and is a predicted model, not a curated record. The transcript has 5 exons.
UUGUCAGUGAUGUGAGCCGCUUCUCUUCAGUAGCUCAGCCGGACUCUGAUCUCACCAUGUUCAUCCACUGUGACCUGCUAAUACUGAUACUUGUGCUGACUCUUGAUGGCCGAGUUCAUGCAGGUAAAAUCAUUGGAGGUUCUGAGGCUGUGCCGCACAGCAGGCCGUACAUGGUGCUUGUGGAGCGAAACUGGAAUAAUGGUUCAAAAGCAUUCUGUGGUGGUUUCCUUCUGAAUGAGGAUUUUGUGAUGACUGCAGCCCACUGCCAAGCCAGUUCCUACAAAAUCUCUCUAGGAGCUCACGAUGUCUCAAAAAAGAAUGAAAUACAGAUCAUAUCUGUGGACCAAGCAUUUCCAAGGAGAGACUACAAUCCAGCUAAUUUCAGAAAUGACAUAAUGGUUCUCAAGUUGAGCUCCAAGGCACGUUUCAGCGAAAACGUGAAACCCAUUGCUCUCGCAGGCAAAGGUGAUGCCAAUCUGCCAAAAUCAUGUUCCACCUCGGGCUGGGGAGCAACAGAAAAGAUCAAGAUGUACAUGUCUUCGGUACUCAGGGAGAUCAAUGUCACACUUGUUGACAACGAGGACUGUGCUAGGGCGAACUUGUACUGCGCUGAGGGAGAGGCUGGAGUGGGUCAUGGAGACUCUGGUGGUCCACUGGUCUGUGAAGAUAAAAAGGCGUACGGUGUGGUGUCCACAAGGUUCAUACCAAAAUCACUCAGCUCGGUGAUCCAACGGUUUACUCAGAUUCCUGACCAAAGAAGCUGGAUCGACUCGACCAUGAUGAAAGCGUUAAAAAAUUAUAAUAAUUGAGAAUGCUAAUAUCACAACUGAGAAGUCUAGACUUCCUCGCUUUACACCAAAAAAAUGUGCUUCAAUUUGAAGUUUGAUACAAUUGAAGUUUUUUUCUUUAGUCGAGACAAAACACUUCCAAAUAUCUAGAUGUGAAUUGGUUCCCUUAAGUAACGUGGUUUGGCUUUUUAUGGUACAGAGAAAAAUAACUUGACAAUUUCAUUUUUUGCGAAUAAACUUCAGGUCAUUCAAAGCAAAUUGAAACACAUUUUUUUAAGGCCUUUAACAAGCCGAUCAUGGCACAGAAAUAUAUAACUGCUUGAAAAAUAGGUGUAAACUCAAUGCUGUUUAGUAGAUGCAACAUCUAUUGAUAUACGACACUGUAUCCUGCUCUUAAAUACAACAUUCUAUUCAUUAAAUGCUUUUCUGCUUUGUGCAUCUUCAAAUGAGAACACAGUUUGUUUUGUACCAUCUUUUUAAAACAAUAAACUGUUUCUUUCUCACCA